AUCUCACCUACAGACUACAGCCCGUCAUGCGUGUGCUGAUGUUUGCAAUGGGUUACCAUCACAUACGAGUCGAGGGAACCGUUGACAAGCGUGCUGGUACCAUAGUGUCUAAUCACUGUUCGUUCUUGGAUCCAUUUAUAUUGAUGAACUACGUCACGCCGAUGUUUGUCGCUGCAGCGGAGAAUCUACAGAAGCCGCUUUUCGGCCCAUACCUGAGAGUCACUCAAAGUAUUGUUUUGUAUCGCUCCGAUCCGAACUCGCGAGCAUACACAAAAUACAACAUCAUGGAACGCACAAAACCGGAACGCGGAGAUGAUUUCUUGCCUCUGAUGAUCUUCCCGGAGGGUACAACACAUGCACAAGACUGUUUACUACAGUUUAAAGACGGGGCUUUCCGCCCAGGCACUCCUGUCCAGCCAGCAAUUCUCAAAUACUCCAAUAGGCGAUAUGAUCCCGCUUGGACGAUAAGCGGCGAUACAUUGGGAGCGCUGAUGGCCAGGUGCUUCUUCCAGUUCUACAACAGCGUUACGGUGAAGUUCCUACCUUUAUACAUCCCCAACGAAGAAGAGAAGAAGGAUCCGUACCUGUACGCCAACAAUGUGCGGAAUUACAUGGCUGCCGAGGGGCAUAUGGAACUCACCCCCACAUGGCUAGAGGACGCGAACUUGUUCAGAAAAGCGUUGCAUUUGAACGCCGUUGGCUGUAAUCUGCUGUGCAAAGAGGUGACCGACCAUGCGACGAGAAAGAAGCUUGCGAGUCUGCUGGCAGACUUCAGCAAGAUGGACACGAACAACGAUGGGUUAUUGGACUACAACGAGUUCAUGACGGCCGUGGUACCCAAAGGAAACAAGAAAGAUCGCGUCGCGGCGAUCACGCUGUUUAACAUAAUGGAUAAGGACGGCAGCGAUUCAAUAGAUUUCAAGGAGUUCGUUGCUGGCCUGUACAUGAAUAGCAACGAAAAAAGCGACGAUGUGGAUUCCAAAGUGGAGUUCGUCUUUUCGGUAUACGGAUUGGAUAAAAUGUCGGAAAUCAGUCAGGAGCACGCAAUCGACGUAUUGGUCAAGCACCAUCCGUUGCUGCCGCGAGAGGCAAUUGUGGACAAGGUGCAAUCGGCUUGGAAAGGGAUUGAAAGGGAUGUAGCUGCAACCAUCACCAUGGAAGAAUUUGCGCAUCUGGUCACGGCGGAUAAAGAUAUAUAUACGUACAGCUUACCGGCAGCGUUACAAAAGGCGAUGACAGAGUGAAUAGAAUAAAAAGAAUCGAGUGAG
Messenger RNA from Sphaeroforma arctica JP610, 1268 nucleotides. RefSeq lists its product as hypothetical. Lineage: Eukaryota; Ichthyosporea; Ichthyophonida. Bases 27 to 1244 code for a protein of 405 amino acids. Gene Ontology annotation, molecular function: calcium ion binding. The record is from RefSeq and is a predicted model, not a curated record. The transcript is spliced from 8 exons.